Messenger RNA from Anarrhichthys ocellatus (wolf-eel), 1321 nucleotides. Its product is annotated as PI-PLC X domain-containing protein 1-like. NCBI's taxonomy places the organism in Eukaryota, Metazoa, Chordata, Actinopteri, Perciformes, Anarhichadidae. The transcript is spliced from 7 exons. Bases 313 to 1269 code for a protein of 318 amino acids. The record is from RefSeq and is a predicted model, not a curated record. Gene Ontology annotation, biological process: lipid metabolic process. Gene Ontology annotation, molecular function: phosphoric diester hydrolase activity.
AUUGUAACUUGAAUUGCCUGGUGAUGGUAUGAGGAAGCAUCUGAAGAACUAUUUCAUCCACAAGAUCAAGUCUAUUUUUAGAUAUCCUCGUACAAUGUGCUUCCUGGUGACACAAACUUGUCGGACUACACUUUAUACACCCUUUUCUCUCACCACAGUGCUAGAAAGGCAGUAACUUCAAUACUGCAGCCUCCCAAUGAGCAGCAAUUUAUGACAACAUCAGCUCUUCGUAUAUUCCUGCACUUCAGAAUCUGAGGUAAUAAAGGGGUCGAGGAAGGCUGGGAAUCACCUCGGCAAAAAUUUGACAGGACAAUGUUUGCGAAAAAAGCCAAACAAGAAGUGACAAGCUACUGUGACUGGAUGUCGCAACUACCACCCGAACUCCACAACAUUCCUCUCUUUGAUCUAACCAUACCAGGUAGCCAUGACUCUAUGAGUUAUGACUUGGAUGUCAACUCCUCAAUAAUAGAACCCGACAGACUAAAAAUAUUCAGCAAGAUUUGUUGUGUAUGUAAAAUGGUGCGCAGAUGGGCCGUCACUCAGGAGGAGACCAUCACAAAGCAGCUGGAUGCAGGAGUUCGCUACCUCGACCUGAGGAUCGCUCGCAAGGCCCGUGACCGCGACCCCACCCGGCUUUACUUUUAUCAUGGGCUGUACACGAGGACGGAUGUGGAGACUGUUCUCAGGGCCAUACAUGACUGGGCAGAGAGGCACCCCAAGGAGAUCCUCAUCCUGGCUUUAUCCCACUUCCAAGGGUUUGACAAAACCAUUGGCGCCCAGCUCCACAAACAUCUCAUCAGCUUUAUCUUGACCUUGUUUGGAGCCAAACUCAUCCAUAUCAGGGACACCCCUACCCUGAGGAGCUGCUGGGACAAAGGCAGAAACGUCAUAGUCUCAUAUGACUAUCCGACGCUACAGCACGGCGAGCUGUGGAGUAAAAUACCUUACUACUACGGCGAUAGUAUGGACACCACAAAGGUUGAAUCCAAACUCAGUCACAUGUUGGAGACGGCAAGGCCUGUUAAGUGUUUCUUUGUGUGUGGCCUGAACCUGACACUGCCAGAGGAUGCCAGGAUACUCAAGUACAUCCUCCGCCUUUGUGGCAACUUUGCCAACGUCAUACAGAGGAGUCUGCCGAGGCUGCUGCGGUGGGUGAAACAGCAGGCCGCCAAAACGCCCAUGAACAUUGUGGCCUCGGACUUGGUGACUCGUGAUGACUUUGUCCCGACGGUGGUCAAGCUCAAUGCAUGGAGACCUGUGAAAGCGUAGACGCAUCUCAUUUUGUUCCUUCCUUUUAAUAAAAUAAGUUCCCUUCACAUUA